UUUUGACUUAUAAGCUUUAUAUCAAAUAAUAUUCUAACCAUAUUACGCCAUAUUAUUUUUGACUUGUAAUAUUGAACAAUUUUGUUAUUUCUAACUAGUUAUAAUUAUUGUAAUAUUUUUGUAAUAGAAUUGACUAAGUAAUAUGUUCGGAACACUAAAUUUUUAUUCGUUUAUUCGGUUGCUAAUGUUUGGUUGGAUCGCUGAGUUUCGCUUUCUUCUCCCAAACCCAGAGAGGUUUUAUUAAAUCCUAACUCUAUGUUCUUUUUUAUUUGAUGGUAAUUUUUGAAAUUUUGUUGCUUUGAUUUGGAGUACGGAUGAAGUUGAGUUUUUUAGUUGUUUGAGGAAUUUGAUCCGUGGAAUUUGAUGAUUCUGCAUUUUGUUGCAUAAGACGAGAGAAUGUGAUUUCGCGUGUUUGGUUGUUGGAGGGCUGAUCGGUGAUCAGACUCUGGAAUUGGACAAUAAGACCUGUUUGAAUUUUAAUUUAUGUUCAUUUUUGUGCAAUGGAAACUUUGUGAACUGAAUUAUGUGAUGAUGAGGAAAAGAAUCGCAGGAAUUCUGGUCUUUUCGUUUAGAUUGACUUUUUAAGAAACUGUUUGUUUUUUUAUAUGUUUUUUUAUGAUGAUUAGAGUGAUCAAUUGAUGGUUGGGGCCUGUCUCAUAGUCUUCAGCUGGAAACUUGCGUGAUUAUUUCGAAAAAAGAGAAUAUUCGGUUGAAUGUUGUGUGGUUGUUGUUGGAUCAGGAACUCUUUCUUACGUAAUUUCUGAUGUCCUUUCUCUGAGGAUUAUGGAUUCCUCUUAUUGUCAAUCUCUAGUGGUUUUGUUGUUUUCAUUGGAUAUUUGACUUGGAAAUGAUGUUACAGCUUUUAAGGGUUUUUGAACUGGGUUUUGUAUCAUCUACAUUUAUCAGCGGUUCUGAAUGUUAGAGAUCAUUUCAUCUUAAUUUGAAUUUUGUUGGUUUCUCUUUUAUCAUCGUUGUUCUUUUGGCUGUAUCUCACUUCCUCUGACUAUGCACUAAUCAUAUCUUUGGUUGAUGUUCUGUAGAUUGUGGUUGAUAUUGCAGUGCAGCCUCAUUUCAUUUGAAUUUCUGUAUUUGCUCUGCUGCUGAGUUAUGGUGUCGAAAAAGAGGCUGGGUUAUGGAUUCCGCGGUUACCGGGGCCCUGUUAUUCCCAGAGCUCCUAGAUCUAUUAGGAAGAGAGUCCCACACAAGAAAUUGGUAGAGGAAAGCCAACUUUGCGCCUUUGAAUUGCUUGCAGCUGUAGCUGGAAAGUUGUUAUUUGAGAGUGAAAGUUCUGCUUCUAGUAAUGUAGCAGAAGCGAAAUCCCAGCUCGGCAGUUCCAGAGACAGAAAUGAGAAACGGCAGCCUAGAGACGAUAAAGCUCUGAAAUCGGAAAGAUUAGACCAUGGAAGUUGUGCUGAGAGUGCAUUUGUUCCAAAAGUUUGUGUUGAGGAUCGUAAUCUCUUCAACUGUAAGGGUAUUCCGCAAGCAGAAAAUGAUCAGGUUGUUGAGCUGACUGCUGUACAUGUAAGUUCUGAUUUCCAACAGAAACUCGAUUGUGUUAUAAAGCUUGGGAUUUCUGUGGAGAAGAGUCUGGAUGAAAAUGCUACAUGUAAAAUAGAAAGCUCCAAUUUCAUUGGUGAGAGUCUUAACAGCAAAGUAGAGAGUGGAUCAGAAGUGCAAUCACAGGAUGACAAAAAUCAGAUAGGUCUCUUAUCAAUGGCUAACACAUCGACUGUAAAUGAUCCAAUCGGUGAAUAUGUGAAUACUAAUGUUCUGUCUGACCCAGAGAGUAGCGUCAAGUUUCCUUUGUACAGAGACUCGAAACCUGAUGCUUUGUUGAAGAAGCGUUACAACAAUGUAAAGUUAGGCACUAGAGAUGAUGACGAAAAUUCUUUUAGGUGCAAUAAGUCUAGCACCAAGAGUAGGCCCUUGAGGCCACAACCUCGUAUUUUACGUCAUAGAAUGAGGAAAAUGAUGACGUCCAAAUACUGGAGAGCAACUCCCAAGCUGAUGGAUUACGAACUUUAUAGCACCAGUGAAGGAAUGAAGACAUUUUACCGGUAUAGAAAGAGCAUGCAUGCACGAGAAAGGUGUGAACAAGCACCUCUUAAGAAAAGGAAAUUAUCUGAUCGCAGCUUUAGUGUUGCAAUUGAUCAGGAGCAGAGCAGUGAUAGCAUCUUCAAUUUGCCUGAGAAGGCUAGUGGAGCUUCAAUUAAAGGUCACGCAAAAGCAAAGGAUCCUAAUGUGACAUUUAGCAUUAAGUCCUUCAAGGUACCAGAGCUGUACAUUGAUGUCCCUGAAACUGCAACUGUUGGCUCUCUGAAGAGGACUGUUGUGGAUGCAGUUGCGGCUAUACUUGGCGGUGGAAUAAGAGUUGGGGUAAUUUAUCAAGGGAAGGUCAGAGAUGACCAAAGGACUUUGCAGCAAGCUGGUAUUUCUCAGUGUGCCAACCCUGAUAACCUUGGUUUUAUAUUAGAACCGACUUUCACACAUGUUUCCCCAUCCGAGACUCCUAAGAAACCUCCUAUGUUAUUUCCAUGUGCAGACCGACCCUUGCCUAGGUCUCCUAUCUCCCCAACGACUCGUUCAGGGGUGUCAAAUGCCUCAGUGGACCCUCCGCUUGUUACAAAGUCAGACAAUGUGGACAACAAUGAAUACAUAUUGUCUCCAACGACCCCUGAUAAUAAGCUAACAGAUGGAGCCAUUCUCGACUCCAAGGCAUUGAUACCAGCCCCUGCCCAUCCAAUGAAUGUGGAGCCCCUUGCUGCAAUUCCAGCAAAUUUUAAACAUAAACGCAGUGAGAUGUCACAGCGUAGAACUAGGAGACCGUUCUCCGUGACAGAAGUGGAAGCACUAGUUGAAGCUGUUGAAACGCUGGGAACUGGAAGGUGGCGCGACAUUAAAAUGCGUGCUUUCGAGGAUGCUGAUCAUAGAACAUACGUCGACUUGAAGGAUAAAUGGAAGACACUGGUCCAUACAGCCAGCAUUUCCCCUCAGCAGAGACGGGGAGAGCCCGUGCCACAUGAGUUGCUGGACCGUGUUUUAUCUGCGCACUCCUAUUGGUCGCAGCAUCAGUCGAGACAACACGGUAAGCACCCAGCAGACCCUUUGAAUGUCGAUUCUCGCGAGGUGAUCCUUGGAGCUUGAAGGAUCGAAAUAUAAUGUUGUUGAUUGUAAAAUGAUGUUAUUUUAGGAUUAUUUUGUAACAAUGAAGCUGUAAAAAUGUGUUGUAUUCAGUUUGUUUCAUUCUGUGUUCUUACACUGAUUUGUUGUCCAGUAUUUCACUGACUCUGACUAGUCAUUAGACUGGUUUUUUUGUAAAUAAUUCUUGUAAUAAAAUGGGUUAACAUUAAUCAAUGUACUCCUUGUAGCC
This is a messenger RNA of Salvia splendens (bonfire salvia), 3370 nucleotides long. Its product is annotated as telomere repeat-binding protein 4. Lineage: Eukaryota; Viridiplantae; Streptophyta; Magnoliopsida; Lamiales; Lamiaceae. The transcript is spliced from 9 exons. The record is from RefSeq and is a predicted model, not a curated record. Gene Ontology annotation, molecular function: protein binding. Bases 1108 to 3144 code for a protein of 678 amino acids.